AUGAAGUUAUUGAAGUUCCCAGAGCCGCUACAUAAUGGUCUGUUAUCAGCUAGUUAUGUAUUAGAAAACAAGUUGGUUUUAGUGGGGAACAAUCGCAUCUCGGUAUGGGAUUGCAGUGAUCUCCAGCAGGCAGCCCAGGGGAAGAAACCCGUGAGAAAUAUGGGAAGCGAGUUUGAGAUGGAGUUACCGGUUGAAGAAGAUUUGCCUAGGUAUCUGGUUGUAAUUGGUAAGCAAUUGGUUAUUGCAGGGGAUAGGACUAUCUGGCGUUCGGCUGUGGAUGUUGAUUGGAGAAUAGCACGCGAAGCGACUACUUUUGAAAAGUUUGUAGAAUUUGAGAAGGAUGAGUGUGUAACCGAUAUGAAAUACGAUGAUGUUCAUGGGACUGUGUUUGUGGGUGUGAGCAGUCAGAAUAAGGUAUGGCUCUAUGAUGUGGCUACCUGGGGAAAGGUGGGUACGAUCACUUUAAACGCGAAGCCGAUUACGUUGAUUGUAGACCCUCUUGGGGAGCUGCUUACGGUGAUCUUACAGAAUAGGUCUGUUACAAUUUACCAGUACGAUGAACUAGGAUCAACUAAGGUUCAUCAUCAAUUGAAUCAGUACGUGCAAAUGAAUCCUUUGAGCUACAAUAUAUCUAUGUCUCCACAGGGGACAUUAUUACCGAUGGUCAAUUCUAUUAAGAAUAGUACUCCUUCUGUACAGCUUUUAGAAAGGAACUCCAACUUUGCUGUUCAGUCAACGCUAGUGGGGUACAUUGACAAAUGUAAGAUUUUAAAGUUUUCCCCAUGUUUGUAUGAGAAGCAGAAUAAAGAUAAGCCCUCCACCCAGUAUAACCUGCUGGCCUCAUCAGGAAACGAUGAUGGCAAUAUUGUCGUUUGGAAUUCAAAACGUGCGAAGCCUCUGUUCAAUGCUGCAAAGGUAACCAACACUUUUAUAACCGAUUUGCAAUGGUCAGAAGACGGUACGAGUCUUUUUGCAAUCAGUAAUGAUGGAUACUUAUUUGUAUUCGCAUUCCAAGAAAUUGAACUUGGUAAAGUACUUCCGAAGGACGAAGUUUUGAAGCAAAGAAGUGAUAUACAAUUGUUGGAACAAUUACCGUUGCCUCUGCCAAAAGUUGAGGCUCAAGGUGAGAAACCAGAUGUUAAACCGGUUAAGGAUAUUAAAAGUGAUCCAAAGGCCAAUAAUGGGAUUUCUCUAAUUAAAUCUGGAAAGAAGAAGGUUGCUCCUAUUGUGAUUAAAAGCAAUUCGAUGGAAUUUAAUGAACCCUCAUACCUAGUUCCAAAAGAUUUGAAACGUAGACCGAGGGAAGAACCGCAAUCUAAUGGACUUUCUUCGAAGAAGCAGAGGAGAGAUAUAGAACCGAUUGACUUUCUUGAUACAAACUUACUGAUACCUAAUAUUUCCUUUUCCAAAAUUCGGCUAGCGACUCCUAAAGUGCGCUUAAAUUUCCAAUAUAACAGUUUUGUAAACAAAAACUUGGUAAUGGAAAUUAAGAAUGGAACGGGUAAUGAACAGAAACCAACUACAAUCACUCUAACUCUCAAGGAAAGUGAUAAGGAUACGACUUUGUUUCAGGACUUUACCCCUAAAUUCAUUACUAUAUGCACAUGUGGUGAUUCAUUUUGGUCUUACUGCACCGAAGAAGGUGUAAUCUAUGUCUAUUCUUGUUCAGGCAAGAAAAUUCUACCGCCAAUGAUAAUGGGUGUACCUAUCAGUUUCUUAGAAGGUUGUGGAGACUAUUUGCUUUGUGUUACUAGUAUGGGCCAACUGUACUGCUGGGAUGUCAAACAAGGUAAAUUAAAAUUUCCAAUGAAUACCGUUUAUCCACUAUUGAACCCAACUUUAAGAUAUUCCGAUGAUGUUCUCACUCGUGCUGAAAAUAUAACCAUGUGUACUGUAACUUCUAAUGGUGUUCCCCUGAUAACUCUCAGUAAUGGAGAUGGAUACAUGUUUGACUGUGAUAUGGAAGCCUGGAUGUUAGUUAACGAUUCUUGGUGGGCGUAUGGCUCACAAUAUUGGGACUUUACAAAUACUACGCAAACAGGUACUAAUUCAUCGUUGGGCAACGGUGACAAAGAUGAUAAGAAAAAUAAAUAUUGGAAUUCGGAUGCUGAGCAUUUGAUCGACGAAGUAAGGCGAAACAAACUGAGUAUUGUGAAUUAUCUUGAAUCGAAAACCAACGAUGAAAUGUCCAGGAAGGGCCGUAUCCGUAAUCUUCAGAGGUUUGCGAAGACAAUUUUAAUGAAAGAAGGUUUUGAAAACCUAGAAGAUAUUGUCACCUUAUCCCAUUUAGAAAAUAGAAUAUUGGUUUCUCUAAAGUUAAAUGAAACAGAGGAAUUCACAAAAUUGCUCAUCGUGUAUUGUAUCAGGCUAGCAGAAAUGGGUUUCAAAAACAGAUUGGAUGAUGUACUGGGUUGGUUGUACAAUGAUGGCGAUUAUAAGGACAGCACUGUAGCUAAUCACAGUAGAGAAGAAUUAUUAAAACGGAUAUUAGUAGCCUGUGCAGACAUCAGACAGGUUCAAAGGGUGACUACCAGCUAUGCAUCUGCGCUUGGUAUUAUCGAUAUGUCUUUGUAA
This is a messenger RNA of Eremothecium cymbalariae DBVPG#7215, 2574 nucleotides long. It is a transcript of the gene HIR2, whose product is annotated as Hir2p. Gene Ontology annotation, biological process: regulation of DNA-templated transcription; DNA-templated transcription; chromatin remodeling. NCBI's taxonomy places the organism in Eukaryota, Fungi, Ascomycota, Saccharomycetes, Saccharomycetales, Saccharomycetaceae. The transcript has a single exon. Gene Ontology annotation, cellular component: nucleus; HIR complex. The record is from RefSeq and is a predicted model, not a curated record. Bases 1 to 2574 code for a protein of 857 amino acids. Gene Ontology annotation, molecular function: nucleosome binding; protein binding.